Molecule: messenger RNA, 126 nt
Organism: Fusarium pseudograminearum CS3096
Lineage: Eukaryota; Fungi; Ascomycota; Sordariomycetes; Hypocreales; Nectriaceae
Exons: 2
Coding region: 1-126 (41 amino acids)
Source: RefSeq, a predicted model, not a curated record
AUGUCCGACAACGCCCGCGUCAUGAAACCCCCAAAGAACAUGACAGAACUUGCUUCUAUAAGUCUUCCGAGUCUUGGCAUCUCUAACGAACCAGCAUCUGUAGGCACUGUCCGUGGUGCAACGUGA